AUGGGACGGCUCAUCCAGAUUUUGUUUUUGUUUGUCCCCUCGCACUAUCGUAUCGGGCCUCACCUCCUCGAUCAAGAAAAGGCGAGUUCGUCUGGCGGUAUGCAAGUCUUCGGCACCCGACCAGUCGCCAAUGCGUUUGCUGGCCUUCAACUCCAGCAGCCAAACCCUGGCAAAGAAGCCUGGUCAUCGUCGUGCCCACUGCAACGGUGCUCCCCGCCGCCCCUCGUCUCCCGGGAUCAGACAGUGGAGCGGCCCGCAGCGUAUCUCCACUUCCUUCCCACAAGCGGGCGCUGGGAUCAUGGGCAUGAGUCCGCUGUCCGGCGUUCCGCGGAAACUGUGGUGAACCGGUUCUUCGGGCCCGGGCCGUCCAUGUGCGCCGGGCCGGCCGACGAGACUGGGACGGCGUCGGAGGUGCCGCCUCUCGCCGCCGUCAAGGCCGGUGAGCACCGUAGCCCUCACCCCCUCACCCUGCAGCUGACCUCGGACGGCGAGUGCACGGCAAGCGCAGCAUCUUGCACUAGUCUGCCUCGAGCCCCGCACGGAGACAAGCUUCGGCCGCAACUCCUCCGUACGUUCGGCUCGUCGCACCCCAGGGACGGCCCCACUGCUCUGCAUCCUGUGGCCGCUCUCCAUGGCCGCGUCGCCUCCGUUGAGCCGCUGACCAAGCGUACAUGA
Molecule: messenger RNA, 675 nt
Organism: Thermothielavioides terrestris NRRL 8126
Lineage: Eukaryota; Fungi; Ascomycota; Sordariomycetes; Sordariales; Chaetomiaceae
Exons: 2
Coding region: 1-675 (224 amino acids)
Source: RefSeq, a predicted model, not a curated record